GGAGCGGAGAGGCCGGAGGAUGGACUUGCCCUGGGCUGCUCGCCUUCUCUCUCUGCUGCUGGUACCGCUGCUGCUGGGCCCUGCGCGCGGCCUGCGCAAUGCUUCCCGGAGGACGUUCAAGAUCGACUACAGCCACAACCGCUUCCUCAAGGAUGGCCAGCCGUUCCGCUACAUCUCGGGGAGCAUUCACUACUUUCGGGUGCCCCGCUUCUACUGGAAGGACCGGCUCCUGAAAAUGAAGAUGGCCGGGCUGAACGCCAUCCAGACGUAUGUGCCCUGGAACUUUCACGAGCCCCAGCCAGGACAGUACCAGUUUUCUGGGGAACAUGAUGUGGAAUAUUUUCUCAAGCUGGCCCAUGAGCUGGGACUGCUGGUUAUCCUGAGGCCCGGACCCUACAUCUGUGCAGAGUGGGACAUGGGAGGAUUGCCGGCUUGGCUGUUAUUAAAAGAGUCGAUUAUUCUCCGUUCUUCUGAUCCAGAUUACCUUGCAGCCGUGGACAAGUGGUUGGGAGUCCUUCUGCCCAAGAUGAAGCCUCUCCUCUAUCAGAAUGGAGGGCCCAUUAUAACCGUGCAGGUUGAAAACGAAUACGGCAGCUACUUCACCUGUGACUACGACUACCUGCGCUUCCUGCAGCGGCGCUUCCGCGACCACCUGGGCGGGGACGUGCUUCUGUUCACCACCGACGGGGCGCACGAGAAGUUCCUGCAGUGCGGGGCGCUGCAGGGGAUCUACGCCACCGUGGACUUCGGCCCAGAUGCCAACAUCACCGCUGCUUUCCAGAUCCAGAGAAAGAGUGAGCCCAGAGGACCGUUGGUGAACUCUGAAUUCUAUACUGGCUGGUUAGACCACUGGGGCCAACCUCACUCAAGAGUGAGGACUGAAGUGGUAGCUUCCUCCCUCCAUGACGUACUUGCCCAUGGGGCGAAUGUGAACUUGUACAUGUUUAUAGGUGGGACCAAUUUCGCUUAUUGGAAUGGGGCCAACAUCCCCUACCAACCACAGCCCACCAGCUACGACUAUGACGCCCCACUGAGCGAGGCAGGGGACCUCACUGACAAGUAUUUUGCUCUGCGGGACGUUAUCCGGAAGUUUGAAAAAGUACCAGAAGGUUUUAUCCCUCCAUCUACACCCAAGUUUGCAUAUGGAAAAGUUGCUCUGCAAAAGUUAAAGACGGUGGAGGACGCUCUGAACGUUCUGUGUCCUGCUGGGCCCAUAAAAAGCCUUUAUCCGUUGACGUUUAUCCAGGUGAAACAGUAUUUUGGUUUCGUGCUAUACCGAACAACGCUUCCUCAAGACUGCAGCAACCCCACACCCCUGUCAUCACCCCUCAAUGGAGUCCGUGACCGCGCCUAUGUCGCCGUGGACGGGGUGCCCCAGGGAGUCCUGGAGCGAAGUUACGUGAUCACUCUGAACAUAACAGGGCAAGCCGGAGCCACUCUGGACCUUCUGGUGGAGAACAUGGGGCGUGUGAACUAUGGCAGAUACAUCAAUGAUUUCAAGGGUCUUAUUUCUAACCUGACCCUCGGUUCCAGUGUCCUCACGGACUGGAUGAUCUUCCCGCUGGACACCGAGGAUGCAGUGCGCAGCCAUCUGGGAGGCUGGCAUGGCCGUAACCAUGGCCGUCAGGAUAAUAAAGCCUUUGCCCACCACUCGUCCAACUACACACUCCCGGCCUUUUAUGCGGGGAACUUCUCUAUUCCCAGCGGGAUCCCAGACUUGCCCCAGGACACCUUUAUCCAGUUUUCUGGAUGGACCAAGGGUCAGGUGUGGAUUAAUGGCUUUAACCUUGGUCGAUAUUGGCCAGGGCGGGGCCCCCAGGUGACUUUGUUUGUGCCACGGCACAUCCUGAUAACAUCAGCCCCAAACACCAUCAUGGUGCUGGAACUGGAGCACGCGCCCUGUGAUGACAGUGGCCCGGAACUGUGCACCGUGGAGUUUGUGGACAGGCCGCUCAUCAGUGCUACUCCGACCUCCAGUCAUCCCCUGCCAGACCUGUCUGAUCGAGACUGGGGAUUGGACCGUGUCUGAUGGCUAAACACUGUGACCCUUUGGAGUUUCAGCCUUGCACAUAACUCACGUAUCCCUCGCGUAAUGCCAACAUUCCCUGGAAAGUCCUAUUGGAAAAUAGAUUUAGCACGGGUGUUUUCUCCUGGGGUUUUCCGGGCAGCCUCGCGGUGGCUGGCAGGGGCCACAGGGGACGCGUGAUGAGGGUGGCCACACGGUCACGCACAAUGAGUCCGCACAGUCGAAAUGGAAGCUUCAAAGGUGUUCCUGAUUUUUAUUUUGAAAGAAUCAUGUUGUCUUUUUGUUAAA
Molecule: messenger RNA, 2314 nt
Organism: Puma concolor (puma)
Lineage: Eukaryota; Metazoa; Chordata; Mammalia; Carnivora; Felidae
Gene: GLB1
Product: galactosidase beta 1
Biological process (GO): carbohydrate metabolic process
Molecular function (GO): beta-galactosidase activity
Source: RefSeq, a predicted model, not a curated record